AUGUUUCUCAACAUUCCCUUGCUGGACGACAUCUUCAAGGGUCGUAAGAAUAAUCGCAAGCAGCCGUUGGAAGAUUAUGUGGAUCGUUUGCAUUACAGUGUGACAGUUUACGUCCUUUGCAUAUUUGCGUUGCUGGUCGGCGCGAAACAGCACUUUGGAAAUCCCAUAGAUUGCUUUAUCUCGGCUGAUUACGAUAAAGUGCGCACUUGGCAAGCCUAUAUACUUGAUUACUGCUUCAUGCAAGGUACUUACCGCUAUGAACUUGGCAUUAACAGAACCACACCGUACUUGAAUGGACGUGACCCAACGAACACGAACUUUAUUUCGAUCAAAUACUAUCAGUGGGUCCCGUUCUUUUUCGCCUUUCAGCUGUUGUGUUUCAUGGUGCCUGAUAUUUUCUGGAUCUAUGUGCAAUCGUAUUUAUAUAUCGAUAUGUCCAUGGUAGUGACAGAAUGUUCAGAGCUUAAUGCGGAGAAGCGGUCGAGUAAUCGUUCUUCAAAAUUGGGUAAUAUCGCGGAUUAUAUAUUCAGCUACUUCUACUACAGGAAAAUUGCUCGUCGUGGCUUUAUCUCCUCCGUCUUCCGUAUGCCAGCCGUGGCGACUGUUUUCUACGGUAUUACGAAGUUCCUUUACCUGAUGAACGCCGUUCUUCAGCUCUAUCUCACUACUUACUUUCUCGGUUUUCCCGAUAUGCGUUGGGGCCUUCGAAUGAUGCUUGCGUUUCUGACGAGGAAGACUUUUCCACGUAUGAUUGGCGGUAUUCGUAUACCUAAUCAUGGUGGCAUGGCCCGCUUCCCGUACUUCCCACUCGAAGUGUUUUGCAAUUACACCAGGAUGGUAGAGAAUAAUAAUCUGCACACCAGUUCAACGCAAUGUAUGAUCCCGUUGAACUAUAUUAACGAGAAGCUCUUUUUGUUUCUAUGGUUCUGGAUUGUUAUCCUGAUAAUGGUCACCAUGGUCAACAUCGUGUUGUUUGAAAAAGGUGACGAAACGCUCCUCAACGAUAAGCAUGGUUUGGCCACGAAGUUUGUCCAUGGAUUCAUGGGCGCCGACGGUGUGCUGCUGACGCGUUUCAUGACCAACAAAGCGGGAUCGUUGGCGUGUCGUGAUGUCGUACAGCGAGUAUGGACCAAAUAUGCCCACGAACGCAUCGCAGCGCUGAAGGCGGACAGUGACGACGAAUGGAGCGUACCGUUCAGCGAAACAUGUUACUCGGGAAUCCCUCCCCGCUACUACGCCCUAUCACGACGAAGAUCGCAAGAAAUCACGUUGAACAAUGAGAAGCAUUAG
Messenger RNA from Cooperia oncophora, 1290 nucleotides. Lineage: Eukaryota; Metazoa; Nematoda; Chromadorea; Rhabditida; Trichostrongylidae. The record is from the annotation of a GenBank genome assembly.